Messenger RNA from Paramecium tetraurelia, 834 nucleotides. RefSeq lists its product as uncharacterized. The transcript has 2 exons. Lineage: Eukaryota; Ciliophora; Oligohymenophorea; Peniculida; Parameciidae. The record is from RefSeq and is a predicted model, not a curated record.
AUGAAAUAACUAAUAUAGGUACUAUCAGCAGUGUUGAUCACGGUUGGUAUGUUAUACUAAUUCAGUCCACAACCAAAUAAGGAACAGAAUUUAAGGGAUUGGUGCACUAAUUUUGAUGGUGACAAUGGAUGUAAAGGAUCACAGACUGACAAUCCCUCUGACUGGUUAAAUAGAAACUUUUAAACUCCCCAAAAAGGAGAUUCUUUAUGGCGUGAAGGAUAUUAAGAUUAUCAUAUUUUAUAAGGAUAUGCUUAAUAAAAAUAUAGUUCAGAUCUUAGAUCGUGCUCAAUCUCAAUUUAUACAAGAGUAAACCCAGAAUAUCAAGGUUCCUUAGUAUAUAGUUUUGAUGGCGAGGAACAGACCUCUCCUAACAAAACCUUCUCAGCUCCCAGAAGUGAAGUGUAAAUCAAAGUUUAUUUGAGAGCUGGAGGAGAAAUAACUAUCGCAAAACUUGACCUAUAACCAGUAGAUUUCGUAUGGAAUCAUCCGACAGUAAAUUAAUCUAGCCAUUAUAAAAAUGGAUAGAAGGGAGCUAUCGUUGAAUUGUUUGGUUGGAAAUAUGAGGAUAUUGAAUUGGAAUGUGAGAUGAUUGCCAAGGCUGGGUAUAUGGGAGUCAAAGUGUUCCCCCCUUAAGAAUCAAUAUUGGAUUAUGAACAUCCAGAAAAUGGAGAAUUGAAUCCAUGGUAUUGGUUAUAUUAGCCUGUGUCUUAUCGUCUUAAUUCUCGUAUGGGUACAGUAGAGGAACUAAGAAAGAUGAUUAAUACUUGCCAGAUCAAAGGGAUUGAGAGUAUACGCAGAUGCUGUUGUCAAUCACAUGAGUGGUAAUGGUAAUGA